GCCUACUCCCAGCAGACAGGGUCCGACUCCGGGCAUUGGGACAGAGCAUGCAGCAUCACACGUGCAUCCUCCCCAUUCUCCUCCUCCUGCUGCUGCAUACCAUCCUGGGCUCAGCUUAUGACACCGACCAAGGAGACUUACCGGGGGGCAGGAGAAGCAGAGGGGCAUCACAGGGAUCAGUAGAAGUGGUUCGUUGCCUGAACGGGGCUCUGCAAGUUGGCUGUGGAGCCUUUGCCUGCCUGGAGAACACAACCUGUGACACGGACGGGCUGUAUGACAUCUGCAAGUCUUUUUUGUACAGUGCGGCCAAGCUUGACACCCAGGGGAAGAUUUUUGUGAAGGAAAGCUUGAAGUGCAUGGUGACCGGUAUAACAUCUAAAGUGUUCCUGGCAAUCCGGAGGUGCUCCAGCCUCCAGCGGAUGAUCUCGGAGGUGCAGGAGGAUUGUUACACCAAGCUGGAGCUUUGCACUGUCGCACGUUACAACCCAGAAGCAGUCGCUGAGGUCGUGCAUCUGCCACAGCUAUUUUCCAACAGAUAUCACAACAAACUCUUGACCAGUCUUUUGGAUUGUGAUGACGUGACAGUGUCGGCCGUAAAGAGCAACCUGAUGAAUCACCUUGGACCCAAUCUAGCCAGUCUAUUCAAAGUCUUGCAAGGUGACAAGUGUUCCCAGCUCCAACCCAAAGCCGACUUAAACCGCAAGAGAAAUGUGGAUCCACAGAAACUCCGGCUCUAUCUCCGCAGCUUCCGGAAUGAAGGCCUUGGAUCGGUCUCUUCUAUCCAAGACUCCUCAGAAGAUUAUUAGCAGCCGCCAGAACAUGUGGGAAACUAUUACCAAAGUCAUGCAAAGUUAGAUGUUACCUAAGUAGAACUGCUGCCGUAUUUGUUUUGUUGUAAGAAAUCGAGCAGCAGCCCAAUUAGAUGUUCAUCUUUUAGAAAGCUAGAUGAACUGUGCCCCCCCUUUCAGUAUACUGAAUGUAAUAGGCCCUACACACUGGCAAUAUGAGGGAAAGAUAUGAACGAUCUUGUUCAAUAAUGAUCGAGAUACCGUUCAUAUCUUUCAGUGUGGAGGCACCAGCGCUCGUUUAUCGCUGGUGCCCUGCCGCUUGUGCAUGCAGGCCAAUAUGGACGAUUUUGUCCAUAUUUGCUGCACUGCUAUGGAGCCGAGUGACGGGGGGAGUGAAGAAACAUCACUUCCCCCGUCUCUGCCCUCCCGCUGCCGGGUCGCCCGUAUCCGUCAUCGGGCAGCUCGGUGGCAGAUUGCGCAAUGUGUAGGGCCCAUUAGUCUCUUUAGGGUAUAUGUACUAAACAUCGAUUUUUCAUAGCCACUGAUUCUCAGUAACUGUGAGCGCUGGAUUUAAAAGGACAUCAGUAAUACAUGCAAAACAAGUAUGCUUAGUCAAUAUAUACCCUUGUCUUUAUUUGGUUGGUAGGAAAAACUGCAUUUGCAUGACACCACAAAGGGAAAUUGUUGCAGGUCUUGUUUGUUUAAUAAUGAGGAUUCUCUGUUCUGGUUAAACCACCUUCCAGAGAAAAUGUUAUAUGGAAAAGGCUGAGUACAUAAUAAAAGUCACCUUCAUCUUA
Pseudophryne corroboree (corroboree frog) is the source of this 1585-nucleotide messenger RNA. It is a transcript of the gene STC1, whose product is annotated as stanniocalcin 1. The coding region runs from base 48 to 806 and encodes 252 amino acids. Gene Ontology annotation, cellular component: extracellular region. Lineage: Eukaryota; Metazoa; Chordata; Amphibia; Anura; Myobatrachidae. Gene Ontology annotation, molecular function: hormone activity. Gene Ontology annotation, biological process: intracellular calcium ion homeostasis. The record is from RefSeq and is a predicted model, not a curated record. The transcript is spliced from 4 exons.